AUGAAUGCUACGGCGUGGCUGCUGCUGGGCACGGUGCUGAGCGGGAAGAGCGUCGAGCGAGAAGCCCAGCAGCGCAUCAACUGUUAUAAAGAAGAUGGUCCUUCUCCUGAGUUGGAACAAGAACAUAGAUUCACUCCAACAUCUCUUUUUAAUAUCAGCACCAAGAUUGUUGAAAGACAAGGAAUUUGCCAAUUUAACAUAACUUGGAUUCUUAAUGAAGAUGCCAGUAUACAACACUUGAAGGCAACCAAGAUUUGUGUAUCCCCUGGAGACUUAGGCUGUAUUCGAUGUGAUUACUUAGAAAGAUUUUCAACCCCAACCAUGUCUGAGAAUCAAAAAUGGCAGUUCAGCUUUCCUGAAUUCCCAGUAGAAGAAAACAUUGAUUACUUCAUCAAAUUUUAUAACCUCCCACCAGCAAAUUUAAAUCAAGAUUAUUCAGGAAAAAACAUACAUCUAACUUCUCCAGGCUGUGAAGACGAUAGGUUGAAGUAUUGCAAAAACUGUAUAGAAAAAGGGAGCUUGUGGGAUCCAGAUAUAACAAUAUGUAACAGGGAAUUGGAACUAGAAGUGAAUUUUACACCUAGUAACUUUACUUCCAGAUAUAAAAUCCAUCUUUGUGACUCUGAUGAAUGCGAUAAUCCGGUUCUUCAUUCUGUGUCUACUACCAAGGAAAACAAUAUUAGAGUUUCUGAAAAAAUAAGAUUGAGUGAUCAAAGAAGAAACAUAAUAUUUAAAGAGCUAAUUCCUUAUUUUCCAGGAUGUGGAAGUGAUUGCCGAAGGUACUCUUAUUAUCAAACAGUUUGCACCAAAGAACCUAUCGCUGAUGUGGAAGAAACCUAUGUUGGCAUAUUCAUUGCUUUGUUUCUGAUAGUAUGCAUGGUUGCUGCUGUGCUUUAUUUCAGGAGUAAGCAUGGUACAGUAACCUAUGUGGCUCAUUUCCAUCCUGUAAUAGCACAAACACCCACUACAGUUCUUGUUGUAUAUUCUCAAGAAGCAUGUUUUCAGCACACUGUCCUGGGUUUUGCUGAAUUUCUACAGGAAUACUGUCAAAGUAAUGUUAUAAUAGAUCUAUGGCAAAAACGGAGAAUUGCUGAAAUAGGACCGGUGCAGUGGUUUGCUACUCAGAAAGAAAUUGCUGAUAAAGUAAUUUUUCUUUGCCCAAGCCACCCAAGUCCUUCAUGUAAUUCAGAUUGUAAGAGCAUUAUAGAAAACCAUAACAAGAAUUCUGAGUGCAUGUUCACUCUUGCAUUGCACUCCUUCUGUAGUGACUGGAAAAUGGAUUCUUCUCUCCACAAGUACAUGGUUGUUUCUUUCAAUGAAACACAUCCAGGCCCAGAUCUCCCAAGACCAUUGAGCAUCUGCCCAAACUAUCUUUUAAUGAAAGAUAUUGACUCCUUUUGUAGAGACCUUUACAUUUCACAGAGUCUAAAGGAUAAAGCUGCAAAGGAGAAAUGGGACUGGAGAUUUAAUAUUAGAUCUGAAUUGCAGGUAUAGUAUUAAAAUGGAGAUUGUGUCUCAUUUUUCUCCUCUAGCUAUAAAAGUGAAUUAAUAUUGUAAGUUGCUAAUAUUCACACAUUUCACAUACAUGAUGCUUGUGCACUAUUUCUAUACUUUUACUGCUUUAAUAUACAAAAGAAAACAAAAACAACACAAAAAAUUAAAAUACUGGAACAAAAGUUAAUAACAAACAAACAAAAAGAACAAGGAAGAAACAGUGCAUGGUAAAAUGCAUAAAUAUAAUAACUGCUUUUAACCAGUAGAUUAAACCAUGACCACAUGGGAUAAUAUUGGUUGGUCUAUCCAAUAUAUCAGUAGUAAGCCAGUGCAGAGGUGGAAAGGAAGCAAUUAU
This is a messenger RNA of Candoia aspera, 1849 nucleotides long. RefSeq names its product interleukin 17 receptor B (gene IL17RB). NCBI's taxonomy places the organism in Eukaryota, Metazoa, Chordata, Lepidosauria, Squamata, Candoiidae. The transcript has 11 exons. Bases 1 to 1494 code for a protein of 497 amino acids. The record is from RefSeq and is a predicted model, not a curated record. Gene Ontology annotation, molecular function: interleukin-17 receptor activity.